Hevea brasiliensis (rubber tree) is the source of this 938-nucleotide messenger RNA. RefSeq lists its product as uncharacterized. Bases 120 to 608 code for a protein of 162 amino acids. The transcript has 2 exons. The record is from RefSeq and is a predicted model, not a curated record. Gene Ontology annotation, molecular function: electron transfer activity. NCBI's taxonomy places the organism in Eukaryota, Viridiplantae, Streptophyta, Magnoliopsida, Malpighiales, Euphorbiaceae.
CUCUUCCUCUUCCUCCUCUAUAUAAACAACCCCAUUAAUCCAUUCUCUUCACAACCCAUCAAAAUUGCAACUCUCUCGAGUUUCACAUGCCUUUAGUUUCUUGACUUAAGGAUCUAAAUAUGGCUUUAACCUACACCCAAUUUCUCAUGCUUUUGCUUAUUGCAUACAUGCUUCUUGGAGUUACAGUGGCCAGCAAAGGCUUCAACUAUGGCUCUCCUCAAACUACUUAUUCAGAUACUCCUAACAGGAUCAUUGUUGGUGGCUCUGCAUAUUGGAGCUUCGGCUUUAACUACUCCGUUUGGGCUUUCAAGAACGGCCCUUUCUACGUCAAUGAUACUCUAGUGUUCAAGUAUGAUCUGCCAAGCGAGAACAACACAUAUCCUCACAACGUCUACUUGGUACCAGACAUGCGAAGUUUCUUGACAUGUAACCUUUCCAAGGGUGUGAAGAUUGCGAAUGAGUCUCAAGGAGCCGGUGAGGGUUUCGAGUUCGUGUUAAACAAGUGGAGGCCUUACUAUUUUGCCUGUGGUGCAAGCGAUGGCUACCAUUGCAAUGUCGGCGGGAUGAAGUUCUUUGUUCUGCCACUGCUUCGUCGUUGGCACUACUAAUCGGAAAACAAUAAGCCGGCCAGGGAAGAUGCAUUGCUGCUUAUAGGGGGCAUUUCAUGUUUGUCUGUCGUCGCCAUUUUUUUCCCUUUUUUUUUUUUUCUGACAUUAGCAAGAAUAAUUUAUCAAAAAUAAAAAGAAGUUGGGGAUAAACUUCUUGUUGUUUGUAUCAUUGUUUUGGUUCAAGCAUUUUGCGUUUGAGGUUAGCCGACGGAGAAGAGGCUAGCUAGCUAGGAAUUUCAUAUAAUGUUUACUUGCAUGUACACAUAUAUGCCUCCAUUUUUAUUUUUACCCUGUAAUGAUUUUUUUUUUAUUCAUUUGUCUGAAAAUUAA